AUGGGUUUCAUGGAGUUCUACCUGGAGAUUGACCCCGUCACCCUGAACCUCAUCAUCUUGGUCGCCAGCUAUGUCAUCCUGCUCCUGGUCUUCCUUAUCUCCUGCAUCCUGUACGACUGCCGGGGCAAAGACCCGACCAAGGAGUACGCCCCCGACACCACGCCGGCGCCGCCCAGCCAGUCGCCCAUUCGCCUGGUGGUCAUGCAGAACUCGCCGGCCUCGUCCCGCUGUGAGCCCAACAACACGGUGGCCCACGGAGAGCUGCCAACGCCGGACCUGAGCCGGGACCGAGAAAGAGAGAGAGAGAAGAGGAGCACUUUGGUGUGA
Pleuronectes platessa (European plaice) is the source of this 327-nucleotide messenger RNA. It is a transcript of the gene smim36, whose product is annotated as small integral membrane protein 36. The transcript has a single exon. NCBI's taxonomy places the organism in Eukaryota, Metazoa, Chordata, Actinopteri, Pleuronectiformes, Pleuronectidae. The record is from RefSeq and is a predicted model, not a curated record. The coding region runs from base 1 to 327 and encodes 108 amino acids.